AUGGUUGUCCUGAAUCCAGUGACUUUGGGAAUUUAUCUUCAGCUUUCCUUCCGCUUUAUCAUGUCUCAGCCUUCUUUCAUCAACAGCGUCCUCCCCAUUUCAGCAGCUCUUCCCGGCCUGGAUCAGAAGAAGCGUGGUGGCCACAGAGCAUGCUGCCUCCUGACGCCCCCUCCCCCACCACUCUUCCCACCACCUUUCUUCAGAGGGAGCCGAAGUCUGCUUCUCUCCCCAGACAUGAAGAAUCUUAUCCUGGAACUGGAGACUACGCCGUCCUCAUGCGCGCAAGGAUCGCUCGGCUCCCCUGGGCCGCCUGGCCCCCAGGGUCCACCGGGACUUCCUGGCAAGAUAGGACCAAAGGGAGAAAAGGGGGAGCUUGGCCUACCAGGAAGGAAGGGUAGACCCGGCUCCCCGGGUGUUCCUGGCAUGCCUGGGCCAGUCGGCCCUGAAGGACCCAGGGGUGAAAAAGGUGACCUGGGUAUGAUGGGCUUGCCAGGGUCAAGAGGACCAAUGGGCUCCAAGGGCUACCCUGGAUCCAGAGGGGAAAAGGGAUCCAGAGGUGAAAGAGGUGACUUGGGUCCCAAAGGAGAAAAGGGUUUCCCAGGAUUUCCUGGAAUGCUGGGGCAGAAAGGUGAAAUGGGUCCAAAGGGUGAGCCUGGGUUUACAGGACCCAGAGGACCCAGGGGAAGACCAGGAAAACGAGGAAAGCCGGGGCAGAAGGGAGAUAGUGGAGUAAUGGGCCCACCAGGCAAGCCUGGGCCUUCUGGUCAACCUGGCCGUCCAGGUCCCCCAGGCCCCCCGGGCCCCCCAUCCGCAGGACAACUUGUGAUGGGACCCAAAGGGGACCGAGGAUUUCCCGGGCCUCCAGGAAGCUGUCUUUGUGAAACCCCUACAAAUGUGAAUAACCCUUCCUAUAGGGAAUCCGUCUUUGGGCCCAGUUCGCCUCACGUUCCUGUGAUUUUUGUAGUCAACAACCAGGAGGAGCUUGAAAAGCUGAACACCCAAAACGCCAUUGCCUUCCGCAAAGACCAGAGAUCUCUGUACUUCAAGGACAGCCUUGGCUGGCUCCCCAUCCAGGUGACCCCUUUCUACCCUGUGGACUACACUGUAGACCACCGCGGCUCCUGUGGGGACGGGGUCCUACAACCCGGGGAGGAGUGUGACGACGGGAACAACAAUGUGGACGAUGACUGCAUCAGCUGUCACCGGGCCUACUGUGGAGAUGGUCACCAGCACAAGGGCGUGGAGGACUGUGACGGCUCUGACUUUGGCUACCUGACGUGUGAGACCUAUCUUCCUGGGUCGUAUGGAGACCUGCAGUGCACCCCGUACUGCUACAUCGACUCCACAUCCUGCCGCUACUUCACCUGA
Molecule: messenger RNA, 1368 nt
Organism: Enhydra lutris kenyoni (northern sea otter)
Lineage: Eukaryota; Metazoa; Chordata; Mammalia; Carnivora; Mustelidae
Product: collagen like tail subunit of asymmetric acetylcholinesterase
Exons: 17
Coding region: 1-1368 (455 amino acids)
Molecular function (GO): heparin binding
Source: RefSeq, a predicted model, not a curated record